CUCGAUCGAUCUCGGUGCUGGAAACUGAGAUCGAUCGUCGGCGGAAAGGAGGGAGCGAAAAGUCAAAUGUCAAGACGACAGCUCUAAGAGACAGAAAUCAACGGAAAUCCAAGAGUUCGAAUUUCGAGUGUUCAACGCACGACAUGUGUCAGACAGAGCCCGAGGUUCGGAAUGGCGUGAAAGAGCUGAGAAGAUGAGGAGGAGGAGGAGUCCGACAAGCAUGGGGAGGGGACGAGAUGAGAAAGUGGCGACACCUCUGACAGAGCCUGCAAUUUAAUGCUGGGGCUCGCCUUCGGGAAGGCUGGGAGGAUCUUGAGCACGCAGAGGAUCUUGCCUCGUUUUGCUCUGCCAAAGCAGCAGCAGAAGAAGCAGAAGGAGCACCCACAGCGUCGUCGUCUUCAGAGGUGACAGACUCUGCACAGAGCAGAGAUUCUUGGGACCCACCUCGUCCUCCUCUCCGUCGCCUUCGCCGUCAUGGUGUCGAGAAACGCAGCAGAUCAGUGGCGGUGUAGCACACUCCGUUCUGCGAACACAUCUUGCUGUUUGCAAGUCCUCUCGACAGUCUAGGCACUACGUGUUGUUGCAUUGCUGCUGUUGCUGCUGAGCUUGGAAGACAGUGGAUUGCGGGCAGGAAAUGCUUGCGAAGGAUGUCGGGAAAUCCGCGGGUUCGGUUGGACCGUGGAUCGAUCGAUUGAACCCGAAGGUGUGACUGAGCUGAGGAAGGAGUGAAGAUCCCGCAGAGCGAAGUUAAUAAAUGGUGGUGAAGAUCGUAACUCGCUGGUGGAUUUACUGUUGAUGAUCGACCUCAGUCUUUAAGGUGCGGGUGCGAACUACGAGCUCCAACUCUGCUUUCGAGUACAGAGAUUCUUCACCCACAAUGAUAGCAUAGCUGGUCGGCUGUCAGACAACUGCAAUUGGUGGCAGUUGCCAGGUGCCAUGUUGGCUUUGGAGACAAUGGCGGAAGAAGAAAUCACAGGCAGCACCAAGUCACAGGCAAGGCAAACCCAGGAUGAUGGAUCUUCAGAAGCUGACCUCCGGCCAACUCAGAACGAUGGGUUGGGUAGGGAUAGCCGUGGGAAAGCGGAAAUUAAUAAUGCAGUAGGGUCAUCGCCUCAUUUAAGUGACAGUAAGAGUGUUGAUAGCGAGGCUGUAAAGUUGGCGUACGAAAAACGGCUUGAUGCACUCCAACAACAACUACGGGUGCGAGACUCGACUAUGGUGGAGUUGGCAGAUGAGAAUGAAAGCCUCAGCAGAGCUUUAUCAGAGCUGAAAGUCGUUGUGAAGGAAACAAUGACAGAGCGAGAGCGCCUUGCAGAUAAAAUAAAGCAACAACAGAAAACUCUUCAGAGUAUGCAGGCUUCUUUUCGACAAGCCGAGGAAGAGGUUGCCGGUGCUAGACGAGAACUCAGCGAAGCUAAAAGGGAUGCAAGCGAUGCAAGGAGAGAAGCUAAUGAAGCCAAGAGGGAUGCAAAUGACGCCAGAAGAGAAGCUACCGAGGCUGGCGUGGCUUUAGCUGAUGCAAAGGCAGAGGUGUGGGCUAUAAGAGAAGCUGCCAAAGGAAAAGCUCUGGGAGAAGAUGAAAGAAGAGAGUUGGAAGGUGCUUUGAGGGCUCUUUCUUCCUCUUCGCAAAGGGCGGCCCAAGAGGCCGGACUGUGGAAGGAAAAGGCUUCUUCGUGGAAGGGAAGGGCAGAGUCUCUGAAUGAGGAACUAGAGAACAAAGCCAAAGCUCUUGCCUCUGCAGAAAAUGAAUUGGCGCUGGCUCAACAGUAUGUAAAAGAUGCAGGAUCCCAAAUUCAAGAAGCCAAGCAUAACCAGGAAGUGGCAGAAACUGCUCUUGAGCAACUGCGACAGGAAUCUGAUUUACGGGCACAGAGAUUCAAUGUAGCAGUAAAAGCAGCCGUGGGGAAGAUUCAGAGUGAGCUGGAAAGAGAGCGAGAUAUGGCAUUGCAGCGCAUUGAGGCACUUCAAGUUGAGGCUGAUGGUCAAGCGAGUAACUUGAAGGAAGCCAACGAAGCUGUUAGUGCAGCUAUGAAAAAUCUUGAAGAUUCAAGGACAAGGAUAAGUGAGUUGGAGGAGGUGAAACAGGAGGCAGAUGAGAAGAUAACGAAACUCCAGGAGCAGGUGGAUUAUUGGCAGACGACAGCAGAAACUGCAGGAAAAAGGAUGGAUGUCUCCCGUGAAGUCGCUGAGAGUCUUACUAACAAGGUGGUCAAGUUAGAGACUCGGUGCGAUGAGCUGACUGCCGCGUCGGACUCGGCAAUACGGAAUGCCGCUAUCAUGGAAGCUUCUUUAAAAGCUGAUAUAUCAAGGCUCAAGUCUGCUGUAGCGGCUGUACAAAAUGAAAAGCAAUUGUUGCAGAUUGAAUCUUCAGAAAAGAUCUUGAAGGCCACCGCUGAACAGAUUGCCUUGAGGGCAAAACUUUCAGACCUUGAAGGGCAGUCCAGGAUGUUGCGGGCUCAGACUUCUGACGAAGGUCCUGGACCAGUAUCAAAGUUUCGCCAAGGACUUGAUAACCUCGGUUUGGAGGGAAUCAGGGAGGAGCGUUUGCAACGGAAAGAUAAACACCGCUACGGGGACGUCGAAAAGAAUGGUGAUAAAAGAAGCAAUAAGGGUUACAGUCAAUCAUCAUCUGUUGGGUCUCACAAUUAUUUUCCCAAUUCUUGGACAUGGCUGCAAGAUCACCAAGAUUCUUUACCCCGUGGUCGGGUGUCACGACGGUCCCUUAUUGUGCUCAUUUACAUUGUGGCUCUCCAUAUCAUGGUCAUGGUUUCGUUUACGCAACGAUCUCAAAACUGUGUGGACAUGAUAGGUGAAGCGAUAGGUGGCAAACUUCCUGGGAGGUGAAAAUGACAGUAAAUUGAUUAUUGGAGGAAGGUGCUCGACCCAUUUCCAGACAGUAAUUUGUGAAAUCGCCUUAGUUGCCACAUGUAUAGAUGAAAGAAAAAAGGAGACAUUUAGAUUCUUAACAGCUUGUCUCCAUAUCAGUUGGAGACUAGAAUGCCAACAUCUUGCUGAGGUUUCUUAAAGAUUACAAUUCAGGUCUUUUCUGGUACCAAGGCAAUCCAAGUUACUUGGUUAUAGGUACCGCUUCUUUGUAAUCAAUACUUCGUAGCACAACCCGUAGGAGAUGGGUUGGACGUGCAAGCCUGUCAGUAGAAUCUUCAUUGUCUUGUGUCUAACCUUGGAAGCUAGUGCCUUUUUGGCAAAGAUAUUGGUGAAGUUUUCCCUUUUGAGAACGAUUUCUCAGGUAAAAUGAAAUCAGGAGCAAGUUAUAGACUCAGAGGAUAUAGUGAAGAGAGAACGUGUAUGCACACGGCCGGUACAUUCUGGAACGAUGUGAGAGGAUCAACAACUCUUGUGCUUGCCUCUCAGAACACUUAUGAAGCACGAUCACGGCAGUUAUCAGAAAUUUACCAAAUGUUUAAUUCUAUUAGAGUUGCAACUUGUGUCAUACAACAUCUAGUAGUUUAAGAGAGGACGAGGUCCAGGAUUCAUCAACACGCUCUGUUUGGAUUCAUAUAAAAUAUAUGCCACCCUCUUUAUAUGAGAAGCCUCCGGAGUGUUUUUACUUGUCAAUAUUCUAUUUCAGAAAUCAAUUCUCUAGGCUUAGCACCUGAGCUUUACUGCAGA
Messenger RNA from Marchantia polymorpha subsp. ruderalis, 3630 nucleotides. The record is from the annotation of a GenBank genome assembly. Lineage: Eukaryota; Viridiplantae; Streptophyta; Marchantiopsida; Marchantiales; Marchantiaceae.